AUGAGUGGCCUACGAUUCAUUGCACAAAGACGUCAGUAGUUCAUUAGGUCUCGUUUUUAUUGAUGGAUGUGACCAAGAAAUCCUUUGUGCGUCACUCCAGAUGCGUCGAACUGCUAAGCAACGGCCACUUCAAUCAAAUCCGAAGAGUCGAACGGUGACCAUUUGCGAACUGAUCCACGUGUGAAAUGUUGUAGGACCGAACUAACUGAUGAAACAUUGAGCAAGUUUUGAAAGUGUUUGAAUUUUGCUGUCCGGAGAAGCAACUAUAGUCGCUUUCUGUUUUUUAAAUCCUCAACAUGGCAUUUCCAGGUCCAAAUAAGGAUAUCAGGGCAGGAUGCAAGAAAUGUGGAUACCCGGGUCACUUGACAUUUGAGUGUCGUAAUUUUGUACGCGUGGAUCCCAAAAAGGACAUUGUUCUGGAUGUGAGCAGCACCAGUAGUGAAGACAGUGAUGAAGAAGAAGAGCAGGAGGGACUGGGAACUAAAAAGCUGCCGACGGGCACCAACAACAAGAAUUCAAAUGAAGAACCCAAGAAGGGACUGCAUAAAAAGAAAAGUAAGGAGAAGUCUUCCCAUAAAAAGUUAAGAAAGAGAUCGUGCUCAUCAAGUGACGAUGAAGAGGACCAUCAUAAGAAAAAGAAACAGAAAACCCACAAGAAGAAAAAGAAACAAGAAAAGAAACACAAGAAGGAAAAACGGCCCAAGAAGGAGGGAAAGAAAAGCAAAGAGAAAAGACGUUCAUCUUCAUCUUCCGACAGUUCCAUUGCUGCUUCUGACACCGACUGAAAGUAUUUAGCUGCAGAAUAGACACUGCCUUAGACAAACAAAAAUAAUCACACAGGCAUGAUUUCUCAUACAAUUCAGACAGCCUUCUGUAAUGCUUAAAAAAAGAAAGAAAAGAUCUUGCUUACUGUUGUGUAUUAUAUUAUGCUCCAAUAACAAUUAUAUUUUUUAAUACAAUCACAAUUUAUGCUCAUGGCCUUGGUCACUAAUCAACUGUUCCUGAAGCAAUUCCACUACGCAAUCUCCAGUUAUAGUGUUGUGUCUGAAUAAAUAGGCCUCUCUCAAUCAAGUUGUUUUCUCUGUUUCAAUAAUAUCAGUCAUUUAAAAUGACUGACAUCAAACACAUGGUGGGGGGUAGUGAAGGGGACAGCAAGUAGUGAAAUACUUCAGUCUGCUACUGUUUAGUAAAAACUGAAAGCAUCAGUACAGGUACAUAUAAUCUCAAAUUUCUUGUCUUCUAUGAUGAAGUUUCAUAUGCUAAAUAUCUUCAGGGAGUAGUUAAGUAUCCUAGUCAGAGAAGGAAACUGACACAAAAUGCCAGUAACUUCGAACUUAAUAGGACUAAUCAAGGACUAUUGUUCAAAUAUGGGUUUCAAUGAUAAAUAGUAUGCAAAUCCAUUCAAGUGAAAAGGCCAGUAAAACUGGUAUAUACAAUCAAGUCUUUACUAACAGUCUUGCUCUGGCCUGAAAUUCAAUUCUACUGUAUUUCUUCAUUGUAUACUAUAGGAUGGACUUUUUUAAAUUAACAUUUGUUGCCAGUUCUACCACAUUCAGAACGCUUGCUAAUUACAGAAUCUUGGUAUCCCUGAAUAAUCACCUGCUCUUCAAAAAUAGCUUAAUAAGCAAGACAUCCCACAGGUGCAGUUGUACCAAAAUGUCAUCAAUUUACUGUCAAUGUAGAACAAGUGAGAGGGAUAUUCUUUUGUUUUGCCCCUCUAAAAUGUGUUUCUGCAAUGGAGUCUGCCAAGACUGGUUCUUCAUUCAAUGUAAACGCCUAUUGUUUUUGUUCUUUUAAGAAAUAUUAUUUUGUUUAAUGUUAAUUCAAAUGUAACGCAAGUAUGUCAUAAAUGACAAGAUAAUUACUAUUUUAAUAACUUCAAGUGCAUUCCUAGCGCUGUAAAAUCUACAAUCUUGUAUUACACUUACACUGUUAGAUAUAAACAAUCUAAGUAACGUUUUGAAACAAUUGCUGUACAUCGUUAUGAUUUUCAAUGGGAUAUCUGUUGUUCCAAAGCAUAUUUAAUUGGAAUUAAUUAUAAUUUUGAAUUCAUUAUUUUAAAGUUACUAGUAUAAUUUGUGAUAUAGUGUCUAAUAAAAAUGUAUAGCAGUACAGUAUAAUUAGAAAAGUAAAAUACUGUUUGAAAGAUAUUUAGAUGUUCCUAUAAUAUUCCAUUUGACGUUACGUGCAUUUGAAACCAUUGUUUUUAAUUGCGGAAAUAUUGUUAUUCUGAAAUCUAAUACAAGAGUGCAGGUAUGUAGGUCAUUUCUUUAUGUGGAUUGUCAUUAAUGGAAUCUCUGAAAGCAGCUUUUAUAGGAAAACAUCACUAAGACAAUAAACCUGGAGGCUUGAAUUCUGGAUUUCUGUAUGUAUGUAUGUUUGUCGUUGUUCGCUUAACAUGUAGCCAUACAGAUAUGAGGAAAACAGAGUAGGUAUGCCAUGUCUUCGCAUUAGCGCCUCAUGAGUAUUUUUCAGAUCCAUAAAUAAAAUUAAAAUGUCAGUA
This is a messenger RNA of Acipenser ruthenus (sterlet), 2503 nucleotides long. Its product is annotated as protein SREK1IP1-like. Lineage: Eukaryota; Metazoa; Chordata; Actinopteri; Acipenseriformes; Acipenseridae. The coding region runs from base 297 to 785 and encodes 162 amino acids. The record is from RefSeq and is a predicted model, not a curated record. The transcript has 6 exons. Gene Ontology annotation, molecular function: nucleic acid binding; zinc ion binding.